AUGCAUAAUAUCUUUGUUGGUUUGGGUGCGGUGCUAUGGGUUCUACUCAGUGUAAUAUUAGGUGUUGAGGGUGCGGAUGACCGUCAUAUGAAGAUAUCUUCGUUGUUGACAUGUAUGCAAAAUUCGCAGUUUCAGUCUACGAAGUUUGAUGUAAAGUUUAGUCCUGAGACAAACAAGGUUAAUUUUGUUAUUGACGCGAGAACGACCCUAACCGAUGAAAUUGUUGCGGAAGUUGAUUUAAUAGCAUAUGGGGUGGUUGCUUUGAGACGGCAGAUUGAUUUUUGUAAUGCAGGAAUCCAAGCUUUGUGUCAGCCGAAGGUCGGUAGGAUUGACAUUAAUUCGUCAUAUACGUUGUCCGAAAGUAUCACGAAAAUGAUUCCAUCGGUGGUGUAUUCUAUACCGGAUUUGGAUGCUCAGGUGAGAGUGAAAGUAUACGCCAAGAAUGAUAUGCAGACUCAGUUGGCGUGUGUACAGGCGGUUUUAUCGAACGAUAAGACUGUUCAAACGCGGUAUGCAUCCUGGCCGAUAGCUGCUAUUGCGGGUAUUGGUGUUUUGACGUCAGGAGCAGUGUCUAUUGCUGGACACUCCACUACGGCGGCGCACAUUGCUUCAAAUUCUAUUUCUUUGUUUAUUUACUUUCAAAACUUGGCUAUUACGUCUAUGAUGGGAGUGGCGAGCGUACCGCCUAUUGCCGGCGCUUGGCUACAAAAUUUCCAGUGGUCAAUGGGGAUCAUCCGGUUUCCCCUGAUGCAGAAAUUUUUUACCUGGUAUGUCAGGUCUACAGGAGGAACUCCGGUGGUCGUCCAUGACAACAGAAAUUUGCUAUCCAUCUCCGUACAAAAGAGAAUGGUGAAAAGAGCACUAGCUUCUGGAGCACGCAGUAUCUACGAUUCGCUGUCAAACAUUGGCUCCUUUAUAGCUAAUCCUGUUAGCAAGCUUACACUUUCCUCAGCAGAAGAUGUCAAUUUUGAGAAUACCCUUACAGAUAAAGACCUGUAUACAACUAAUGAGCGUGAUCCCGACAGCUACAUCAACAAGAUUCUAGUUUUGCACGGUAUUCAAAGAGUUGCCUUCAAGGCGGGCAUAGAAUUAUCCAACGUGUUUUUGACAGGUAUUGCAUUCCUUGUUUUAUUUGUCGUUGCUAUUGUCGUGUGUUUGGUCCUCUUUAAAAUAAUUGUCGAACUGCUUACGAAAGCAAGAAUAAUUAAAGAACAUUCUAAAUUUGUCGAAUAUAAGAGAAGCUGGGGCAGCAUCAUCAAAGGAACCUUAUUCAGAAUCGCGAUCAUUGCAUUCCCCCAGGUUUCACUUUUGGCAAUAUGGGAAUUUACGCAGACAGAUUCUCCCGCAGUUGUCGUUGACGCUGUCGUGAUAUUCGCGGUAAUAGCAAUAGUCCUGUUAUAUGGUGCAUUUAGGGUCAUUUCUAGAGGCAGAGAAUCUACUAGGCUCUACAAGACGCCUGCAUACAUGCUGUUUGGUGAUUCAAACUUUCUGAACAGAUUUGGAUUUUUGUAUGUGCAAUUCAAAGCAGACAAGUACUGGUGGCUGAUACCUCUGUUAACUUAUUCCUUCUUGCGGUCUUUGACCAUUGCGGUCCUUCAGAAUCAUGGUAAAGUUCAAGCGCCACUAGUUUUCGUUAUUGAGAUUGUCUACUUUGUUGCUAUUUGUGUUAUGAAACCUUAUUUGGAUAAACGUACGAAUGCAUUCAACAUUGUUAUCCACUUAAUCAACUUGCUCAACUCCAUCUUUUUCGUGUUCUUCUCCAACUUGUUUAAGCAGCCUCCUAUUGUAUCUAGUAUAAUGGCAGUCGUGCUAUUCAUACUAAAUGCAGUUUUUGCUCUUUUCCUGUUGAUCUUCACAAUCGUGACAUGCGCGUUAGCCCUAGUACACAGAAACCCUGACGCUCGCUACCAGCCAAUGAAAGAUGAUCGGGUCUCCUUCAUUCCAAAGGUUGGUUACGGAAAAGCUGAGAAGAACCUUAGAGACUUAAGUAGAACGGUGUUGAGCUCGAGUGAUACGGAUACAGAGAAGAAACUACGCGAAGAUUCGCUAUUACCUUCUCCAGCUGCAAAAGCUAGAGGUUUAAUGGACGAUGACUACGAUGAUUCUAGCGCUUUAGGUAGCCAGUCCGUUGGACCACGUUCAAUUACCGGGUCAUCAAGCUUUGCUGAUCCAAAUGCUUUCCGUAACUCACCUUCCUACCACAAAGUACCUACUGCACCAAGCACUGGCUCAGAUAGCAGAACGGCUUCGAAUAGACAAGUAUACAACGGAGCUCUGCGGAGGCCAGAAGAUCCGUUCCACACAAAUACGGCAUUCCGUCAAGAUCAUAAUGUACAAAAUAACAAUCCUUACGAGGGGUUUAUAAAUAAUGCAGGUCCUUACGGUAACAAAGCUAAUAACAGCACGAAUUCUUUCCAGUUUGCCAACAAUCCAAACAAUUCGUCACAUACUGAUUUUAAUUCUGGGACAUCAAAUACGAAGAAUCCACAGUAUAUCUAG
Molecule: messenger RNA, 2499 nt
Organism: Eremothecium sinecaudum
Lineage: Eukaryota; Fungi; Ascomycota; Saccharomycetes; Saccharomycetales; Saccharomycetaceae
Product: transient receptor potential ion channel family protein
Exons: 1
Coding region: 1-2499 (832 amino acids)
Biological process (GO): transmembrane transport; fungal-type cell wall biogenesis
Source: RefSeq, a predicted model, not a curated record